Messenger RNA from Pelodiscus sinensis (Chinese soft-shelled turtle), 3735 nucleotides. Lineage: Eukaryota; Metazoa; Chordata; Testudines; Trionychidae. The record is from RefSeq and is a predicted model, not a curated record.
CAAUCAAGGCUUUCCCCGUGCAAAGUGUCAACAUCCCAUGUCAAAGGAGACAAAAAUCCGCUCGUCAUAUAAACCAUAUUUCAGGGCUAGGAAGCAGCAGGUUAAUUAAGAGACCGAAAAUGAUGUGCCCUUGGCAGUUCCUAUUCAAGCCCCAAACCGGUAGGAACGAGUCCCACAAAGAGAAGGAUAUAAACAAUAAUGUGGAAAAAGCAGCCAUGGAAGUUCACAGCUUCGUGAAAAACAAAGCCACCAUGCUAAAUGAUCUGAACAAGAUACAGAAUGAGAUGCUGCAUGCCAUAACUGCAGAAGAGAAACCUCCGCAAAACAAGGUCCAACCCAUGAGCCAAAUAUCAGGAUGCCCGAGGCAUUUAAAAAUCAAAAACUGGGAAAAUGGGACCAGCUUCCAUGACACAUUGCACCAGUCGGCAAAGGAGGUUCUCAACUGCAGGACCAAGGCCUGCCAAAGCGCCCUCAUGAACCCCAAAGGCUUGGUGAGAGGCCCCAGAGACACACCAGUCCCGCCGGAAGAGAUUUUACCUCAGGCAAUUGAAUUCAUCAACCAAUACUACAAUUCACUGAAAGAGCCGCAGCCAGAAGAACACCAGGGGAGAAUGCAGUCGGUAACCGAAGAGAUAGAAACAACCGGCACCUACCAGCUGACGAAAGAUGAACUCAUCUUUGCAACCAAACAGGCCUGGAGAAAUGCUCCGAGAUGCAUCGGGAGAAUACAAUGGUCCAACCUACAGGUGUUUGAUGCACGGGACUGUACGACCGCCAAGGAAAUGUUUGAACAUAUCUGUCGUCAUCUUGAAUACUCCUCCAACAAUGGAAACAUCAGAUCGGCCAUCACUGUCUUUCCACAGAGGACUGAUGGGAAACAUGAUUUCCGUGUAUGGAACAGCCAGCUCAUCCGAUAUGCUGGGUACCAAAUGCCAGAUGGCUCCAUCUUGGGAGAUCCAGCUAGUAUGGAGCUGACACAGUUAUGCAUUGAUCUUGGGUGGAAGCCCAAGUAUGGCCGCUUUGAUGUACUUCCACUGAUCCUCCAAGCAAACGGCCAAGACCCGGAAAUAUUUGAUCUGCCGCCAGAACUUGUCCUUGAAGUGUCAAUGGAACAUCCAAAGUAUGACUGGUUUAAGGAACUCAACUUGAAGUGGUACACCCUGCCUGCUGUUGCCAAUAUGCUCCUAGAAGUGGGGGGCCUGGAGUUUACAGCUUGCCCAUUUAAUGGCUGGUACAUGGGGACGGAGAUAGGUGUGCGAGACUUCUGUGACGUGCAACGCUACAAUAUCCUGAAGGAAGUAGGGAGAAGGAUGGGUCUGGAAACCAACAAACUUUCCUCAUUAUGGAAAGAUCAAGCAGUGAUAGAGAUUAAUAUUGCUGUGCUUCAUAGUUUCCAAAAACAAAACGUCACCAUCAUGGAUCACCACUCCGCGGCCGAGUCCUUCAUGAAAUACAUGCAGAACGAGUACCGCCUUCGAGGAGGGUGCCCAGCUGACUGGGUCUGGCUGGUGCCCCCGAUAUCAGGCAGCAUUACUCCAGUGUUUCACCAGGAGAUGCUGAACUACGUCCUCACACCAUUCUACUAUUACCAGGUGGAUGCUUGGAAAACACACGUCUGGCAUGAUGAGAAACGCAGGCCUAAGAAGAGGGAGAUCAAAUUUAGCGUUUUGGCAAAGGCCGUAUUCUUUGCCUCUGCAUUGAUGCAGAAAAAAAUGGCAGCCCGGACCAAGGUGACGGUGAUCUAUGCAACGGAGACUGGGAAAUCUGAAACACUGGCCAAUAACUUGUGUGCCUUGUUCAACUGCGCCUUCAGCACCCAGGUCCUCUGCAUGGACGAAUACAAGCUCAGCGACCUGGAGAAAGAAGCCCUCCUUCUAGUGGUGACCAGCACUUUUGGAAACGGCGACUCACCAGGCAAUGGCAAGAAAUUGAAGAAUGCCCUGCUCAUUAAGAAACAGCUGCAGAAAACAUUCAGAUAUGCUGUCUUCGGCCUGGGGUCCACCAUGUACCCGGAGUUCUGUGCCUUCGCUCAUGCCAUCGACCAAAAACUCGCACAAUUAGGCGCCUCUCAGCUUACCCCUACAGGUGAAGGGGAUGAACUCAAUGGGCAGGAAGAAGCUUUUCGCAGCUGGGCAGUUAAUGCAUUCAAGGCUGCCUGUGAGGUUUUUGACAUACGUGGAAAAAACAGUAUUCAGCUACCCAAGGUGUACACUGCAAAUGAAACCUGGAAUCCCAAGAAUUACAGGAUAGCACAUGACUCCCAGCCUUUGGACUUAACUAAAGCACUAGCAGACACACAUGCAAAAGAUGUGAUUCCCAUGAAGCUCAAAUUCAGGCAGAAUCUGCAAAGUACAAAAUCCAGCCGCGUUACCCUGCAGCUUAAGCUUUCCUGUGAGACUAAUCAGGAAGUUCGCUAUUUGCCGGGAGAACAUGUUGGGAUUUUCCCAGGCAACCGGCCAGAAUUAGUCAGUGGCAUCAUUGAGCGUGUUACGGAUGCACCACCGACCGAUCAAAUCAUCAGGCUGGAAACCUAUAACGAUGGUGGCUACUGGACAAGUGACAAGAAAAUCCCACCCUCCACACUUUCCCAAGCCCUGACGUACUUCCUUGAUGUUGCUACUCCACCCUCCCAACAGCUGCUAAAAAAACUCUCUCAGCUGGCAACAGAGGAAGGAGACAAAAACAGACUGGAUGUCUUGUGCCAUAGCUCAGAGGAGUACAACAAGUGGAAGUUUUUCAACAGCCCCACUAUUCUGGAGGUACUGAAAGAAUUUCCUUCCACCCAAGUCUCCACGUCUUUUUUGCUGACUCAGCUGCCUUUGCUGAAACCCCGGUACUAUUCCAUUAGUUCCUCCCAGGACAUGACACCCAGAGAGAUCCAUCUGACUGUUGCAGUGGUCAGCUACCGGACAAAGGAUGGUCAAGGUCCUUUGCACCAUGGCGUUUGCAGCACUUGGCUGAAUACAAUAGAUCUCCAGGAGACCGUCCCAUGCUUUGUGCGCAGCGCGAGCGGAUUCCAGCUUCCCAAAGACCCCUCCACACCCUGCAUUCUGAUUGGCCCGGGGACAGGAAUUGCUCCAUUCAGAAGCUUCUGGCAGCAGCGUCUCUAUGACUUAGAAAAGAAAGGAAUUAAAGGCAGUGGCAUGACAUUGCUGUUUGGCUGCCGGCGGCCAGACAUGGACCAUCUCUACAGAGAAGAAACUCAAGACAUGAAAAGAAAAGGCGUGUUGAAAGAGGCCUACACAGCAUACUCCCAGCAACCCGGCCAGGCUAAAGUCUAUGUUCAAGACAUUCUUCAAAGCAAGUUGGAGGAAGAAGUGCACCAAGUCUUGCAUGAAGAGGAAGGGCAUUUGUACAUCUGUGGGGACGUGCGCAUGGCCCGGGACGUCGCCCAGACCUUGAAGGAGAUGUUCGCGAAGAAACUGAAAUUGACAGAGGAACAGGCUGAAGACUACAUGUUCCAGCUGAAGAGCCAAAAGCGAUACCACGAGGACAUAUUUGGGGCUAUGGUUCCACAUGCCAGCAAGAGAGAUGCAAGAGCUUUGAAACCCAAUAGUCCAAGAACCACUCAACAGUGACUGUUUUAACCAGCAUUUGACCAUUUGUGAUCAUUUUCAAAUGGCAAGGGGCCAAAUUAUUCUUCUGAAGCAUGUCACGGCAUGCACAUACAUCUUAUAGCAGAGUUUACUCUGAGCCCUGGUCUGCAAUAGGACUUUAUUUCAAAAUAACCCCCCU